AUGGUGAACUACGAGCAUCAUGGUGAACCAUAUGUAGCUGAAGAAAUUAUGAAUGAAGCCAAUGACACAGAAGUUGAAACUGUGGGUGGUGGUGCAACAUAUGAACUUAAUAAUGACGAAAGUGGAGAUGAGUCGGAUAGUGAUUAUUCGGAGAAUGAUGAGGAACAACAGGCUUACGAUAAACUCAAAAGCAGAACUUGCCCCCAGGUGUUGAUGUUCUAUGUUGAUCGGGUUGUCAUUUACAAAAGAAUUGUACCUAGAGGUUUGCCAUUGGUAAGAGGGUGGACAAACAAAUUACUACGAGACAGGCAAAAGACAGAAAUUAGAUCUGGCGGAUUCGGGGGUGGGUACCCAAGCGAUCAACACAAAUCAAAUGAAGGCUCGGUCUAUGAAAAUGUUGAGUUUGCUCAAAAUUCAUCAUUUGCACUGGUGGAAGAAGCUCCAAAUACCCAGCUUGAUGGCAAUACCAAUUCAUAUGCAGCUGAAACAUUUAUGUCGGAAUUUUUAAGAAAAAGCAAGAUGGUUGCCGUUGCAAUAGUUGACAUGUUGAGGUUGGUCGAGCAGGCACCUCAUAAACUGAGUGAACACUCUGACUAUAAGAGGGAUGUGCAGGAAACUGAUAAGAGUGAUAGCCCUAUAGUAGUGUUUUCAGAAGAAAUAUUCCUACCAAAUGGUCAGUCCAUAAAUCAAAGAAAUAAGAGAAAGAGGGAACAGCUUGAACACGAGAAAUGGAAAUUGAUAUGCAGUCCACCUUUUGGUACUACUGAGCCUGCGACCGGUAGUGGCAAACAAAAGAAGAAAGUAACAUUUCUUGAAAAGUUUUACCAACAAACAUCCAAAGGAAAUGAACAACAGGAUGUGCGGGAAAAUGAUAAUAGUGAUAGCAGUCCACCUUUUGGUACAAGUGAGCAUGCGAUAGAUAAUGGCAAGCAAAAAAAGAAAGUAACAUUUCUUGAAACGCCUAGCCAACAAACAUCCAAAGGAAAGGAACAACAGAUUUCUAUGAUCGUGCAUCCUGAACACGAGAAUCAUUCAUUUAUGCGGGGUUGUCACAAUAGCAAAGGGGAAUGGAAAUUGAUAUGCAGUCCACCUACUAGUACUAGUGAGCCAGAUAAUGUCAAAGAAAUGAAGGGAUUAACUUUUCGUGAUACGAUUGAGCAACAAAAACUCAAAGGAAAGGAAAAACAGGGAUGAAGCAGUAUUUUCAAGUGGUCACGUUGAGUGUUUGAGACGAGACUUAUUAUCAAUUAGACCAUCACUAUUUGUGAGCACUACUGUUGUAGAUGUCUGGGCAACUGUUUUGAAUAACCUGGAGUUGUUAAGGUCACAUAGCUCGCCACUAAGAUUCUUUUUUACAGUCGAUACUUGUGCUUUCACUAUCGUGAACCCAGCAAAGGACUGGAGCAUCGGAGUGAGACAUAUCAUGUUUUAUGACAGUAUGACAGAACAACUACAAAGAGCAGACCAGCAACUUGAGAACAUUGACAUACUUUUUUUUCCGAUACACCAAGAAGAGCAUUGCUACAUUAUGUGUCUAAAUGUGAAGAAAUUGAACAUUGUGCUGAUUGACAACUCAACUUCUACAACGAAUGGUGCUAUUGAGGUCAAAUACUCUGAUAUACCAAGUACACUGGUUAUGAUGGUCUGUGAAUAUUUGGAUUUGAAGGGGCUAAUGAGCAAAUCUGUUGCCCUAAAAAAAGCAAAAAUUGAAAGAUUGCAACUCCCUUGGGCGUUAGAUAAUAAUAAAAUUGAUUGCGGAGUUUACGUCAUGUGCCACAUGGAGACCUACAUGGGAGAUAGCGUCAAGAACUGGAAAGUUGGGUUGAGAAAGAAUAGUGCAAACCAACUGAAGUACUUAAGAGUGAAGUACUGCGCUACGAUAUUGUCAGCUGAUAUCAACAUUCAUAAGGAACACAACUUGUAUGCGGCAGAUUUGCACUAUAGAAUCUCAAAAUCUAGGGUUUCAAUAGAUGUUGAGAAGUUGUGGAUCGGUCAGGCACAUAAUGAACAGUGACCUUAUUAGUCUUCUUAUGGUAUCUACUGCAAGUUGUUUUGAACAAUUGUUUUGUUUACACUAUUUUGCAUUGAGUACAUUAGUUGCAUAGAUUGAUG
This is a messenger RNA of Striga asiatica, 2112 nucleotides long. NCBI's taxonomy places the organism in Eukaryota, Viridiplantae, Streptophyta, Magnoliopsida, Lamiales, Orobanchaceae. The record is from the annotation of a GenBank genome assembly.